Messenger RNA from Cryptosporidium muris RN66, 1836 nucleotides. RefSeq names its product transcription factor IIIB subunit BRF-1, putative. NCBI's taxonomy places the organism in Eukaryota, Apicomplexa, Conoidasida, Eucoccidiorida, Cryptosporidiidae. The transcript has a single exon. The coding region runs from base 1 to 1836 and encodes 611 amino acids. Gene Ontology annotation, molecular function: TBP-class protein binding; RNA polymerase III type 3 promoter sequence-specific DNA binding; RNA polymerase III general transcription initiation factor activity. Gene Ontology annotation, cellular component: nucleus; transcription preinitiation complex; transcription factor TFIIIB complex. Gene Ontology annotation, biological process: transcription by RNA polymerase III; transcription preinitiation complex assembly; DNA-templated transcription initiation. The record is from RefSeq and is a predicted model, not a curated record.
AUGAAAAGAAUUUGUCCACAAUGUUCUAGCUUAAGUAUAGAGACUCAUGAAGGAAGGGGUGAAACAAUAUGUACAAACUGUGGUACAGUAUUAGAGGAGAAUACAAUGGUGGAGGGAUUUCAAUUUAGUGAAUCAUCUAAUGGUUCAAUUCAAAUGGUUGGUCAUUUUGUUCCAUCUUCUGGUGUUAGAGGAUUUGCUCUUGUAUAUGGAAAUCGAGAAAGUCGUGAGCAUGUAUUACAAAGAGGGUAUCAUAAUUUACAGAGGAUAGCAGAUCAAUUACACCUUUCAGCUAGUCAUAUAGAGUCGGCUCAAAGAGUGUUUUUGAUGGCAGUACAAAGGAAUUUUACAAUUGGUAGGAAUAAUAUGUAUGUAGCAUCAGCUUGUUUAUAUGCUAUUUGUCGUCGUGAGAAAACUCCACAUAUGCUUAUAGAUUUUAGUGAUGUUUUACAGGCUCCAGUGAAAGUUUUGGGUCAAGUAUUUAUGAAAUUAUUACGUUUACUACGUUUACAUGUUCCAAAUAUAGAUCCAUCAAUGUUUAUGGAAAGAUUUGCUGCUCAGAUGAAUUUAGGAAAUAAAACUCAUUCUAUAGCUGCAACAGGGGUAAGAAUUGUACAAGCUUUAACGAGAGAUUGGAUUACAACUGGUAGAAGACCUACAGGUUUAUGUGGAGCUGCAUUACUUAUAUCUGCCCGUUAUCAUGGUAUACCAGUUAGUUCUAAUGAAAUAGCUCAAAUUGUUCGUAUAUCUUCUCCUACAUUAUUAAAACGUUUAGCAGAAUUUAAACAUACUUCUACAGCUCAAUUAACAGCUGCUGAAUUUGAAAAUACAGAUUUAUUAUCUCUUCCAGUUAUACGUGGUCCACCAUGUUUUGAAAGGAAUAAAUUAAAAGCUUUACAAAAAGAGAUUCAAAAAAAAGCUAUAACUAAUGGAGGUAAUAAAAAAUCUUCAAUUAUUAAAAAUAUUGAUUUAAGAAAUGAUAACUCUUAUAAUGAUUUAGAUAAUAAUGAUGAUUUAACAGCUAUAUCUAGUACUAUUAGUUCUUCUAAUUUAUCAGAUAAUACAGAAGAAGAUAAUAAUUCAUUAGCAUUCCCAAAAUUUAUGGGUGGUAUUGAAUUAGAUAUAACACAAGAUAGUUUAUGUAAUGAUGAACCUACUUCUCAAGAUAUUACUGUUAUAGCUUCUAAAUUAAUUAGUGCAAUUGAUAAAGUUGUAAAUGUAGAUCAGAAAAGUAAUAAUGAAGAAAAAUAUUUAAAUAAUGAGAUUAGUAAUUCUGAAAUAUUAAAUAAUGAUUCUGAAGAUAAUCUUCGACUAGAUCCUUUGAAAUAUUUAUUUAAUGAUUUAAGAAAUAUGUCUACAGAUAAAAAUUCAGUUGUAGAUGAAUAUGAAGAAAAUUCAUAUAAUAUUGUAAUUAAUGAGGAUAUUAAUUUAGAUAAUAGAAAAGAAGAUUUUGAUAAUCAAAUUGAGGAUUUAAGUGAUAUCAGUGACUCUGAAAUUAAUGAUUUAUUAUUAGAUGAUGAUGAGAAGGAGGCUAAGAGUAUUUUAUGGGAUGAAAUUACAAGGGAAAGUUUACCUUAUUCAUGGUUAAGAAAAAUUAAUAAUCAAGAUACUAAUAUUGAAGACAUUAAUAUAUCACCAGUUAUAGAUAAUCAAAAGGUACCUCAUAAAAAAAGAAAAUGUGAAUAUAAAAAUCAAGAUAUUACUGAUACAAAUAAUAAUAAAGACCAAAAACCAGAAACAGCUGUUGAAAGUAUACUUAUGGCUUUAGACAAAAAUAAUAAAGGUACAAAUAAAUAUCUAAAUUCAGAUACUCUAGCAAAAUUAUUUACUAUAUAUUAA